Molecule: messenger RNA, 685 nt
Organism: Amoebophrya sp. A120
Lineage: Eukaryota; Dinophyceae; Syndiniales; Amoebophryaceae
Source: the annotation of a GenBank genome assembly
CGAGGGGUCUUGACAGCUUGAAGGUGCUAGAGCGUAAGAAGUAGAAAAAAGCAGCACGCCCGAGACCAUGGACUCUACUCAGCAGGAAGAGGGCCGCGCCGAGCAUUCGGAGCUCUUCCCGCGUGACAAAUCGAGGACGCUUCGCAAGCGCGGCGUGGGGGAGUUGCAAUGCGGACAGGAGCGCCCGCUGAUCCGCCAGGGCGUAGUGGAGGAAGAGCGGGCGCGCAUUGCGCGCGCGUGUGUGUGUUCGCUUCUGUCGGGCCUCCCUGCCAGCUGCGCGCGCCGCCCCCUAUAUUGCCCGGGCCUACUAUUUUCCGCAGGCGAGUCCGUCUUCGGGGCUGUCGCCGGUUGGCCCGCUGGUGUGGCGGUUUCAUGCCCGUGCCAUGCGCGUCGGCAGGGGGCGCCCGCGGGCCUGCGAGUGUGGGCCGGCCCGGUAGGGGCGGGCCGGCCGUAUUACUCCUUCAUGCGCGGGCGCGGCCCCGCUUGUCACGGUGUUGGCCAGCCACUGCACAUUGGCCACCGCACUAACACGCGCGCGCAGCCUUCUUUGAUGGAGCUGCAGCCGCGCGUGAAUUUUUUGGGCGAGCGUUUGGCGCGGCACGCGGAUGCCCAAUAAGCGGCGCGCUCUAUAUUAUGUAUUAUGUGUACAAAGGCCCUGUGCCCAAGAUCGCCCGCGUGACAGGGG